CAUCAAGAGUGCUUCAGGUUUCUCGUAGUUGUUUUUUUGUUUUUAGAGGAUCGACAUACAGGAUGAAACUUCUACUUCUGGUGGUUUUGGCGUUUUGCUGUUACUCAGCAACCUAUGGAAAACGGAUCAAGAAGACUCAGAAGGAUCUUGGGACGAUUCAGAAGGAUGAGAAACACCAAACUGUCAAAACCAAGAAGGGCCAGCAACACCAGAAAGCCAUCAUUGCGAUCGAGAUUAUAGAUUCGAACGACAAUUCCACGAAGACAGGAAGCGGUCGUAAGAGGACUAUUGAAUCAUCGUUAGGAUACGGCUAUCAGAGCUUCUUUGGAGUUCAACAGAGGCCGCCCAAGUAUGAAGUUUACAAGUACUCGCAGCAGGACCUCUUCCAAGGACACAAAGGUGCCCAGCAGGAGCAAGUCUAUCACCAUCAGCAGCCAGCGCAACAACAGCAGCAACAAGCUUUCGAUAUCCAGAAAUCAGUUCAGUACGAUUUGGGCACCACAGUUCAGCAUUACGAAGCGCCCAAGCAGCAACAACAGCAGCAGCAGAAUCUGAACCAAUAUUACCAACAUGGCACUACGCUCUUCUCCAGUUUGGAUCAGAACGGUCACGUCAGCCAGUUAAGUUCGGAAGCGCCGCAGCAUCAAGGCAACUCUAUGGUUCCAGUUAUCGUCUUAAGAGUGUACACUAACCAAUUGAAUCAAGGCGGCGAGCUGCAUCCCAACAUUCCGCAAAACCAUCCUUACUCUAGCUUAAGGUCGGUCGAUCUGCAGAAUCUUCUCUCUGGUUACGCGCAGCAACAACAGCAGCAACAGCAUCCACAGCAACAUGAACAGCAGCAUUACCAAGAAGAACCACAGCAUCAACAGUACCAACAACAACCGCAACAAUACCAACAGUAUCAGCAAUCCCAACAGUACCAGCAAUCCCAACAAUAUCAACAACCUCAACAGUAUCAACAACAAGAAUAUCAGCCGCAAUAUUACCAACAACCGCAACAAGUUUAUUACCAACAACCCAAUGACGGUUUGUUGACUCACGAGAAUUACCCUAGCAACGAUCAUACGAAAGUCAUUUUCACGAAACAACCGAAUAAGGAGACGCCUCAGAUCCCGCAGCUGCCUAAAAAAUUCAAAAUAACCAUCCCUGAAAACACUUUCAGCAAGGUCGAAGUGCAAGAGCACACCUACGAGCAGAACCAAGAUCAAAAUCAGCAACUGUACUAUUAUCCUCAACCAGCGCAACCAUUCUACGAACAACCCCAACAAUAUCAAUACCAAUAUUAUCAAAACUACCCGGACCCGAGUCAAUAUUACCAACAGCAGCAAUACCAAUACGAAGAGACGCAAAAUCCUCCGCAAUACACUUACGAGCAGAACCAACAGCCCGCCCCUGUGGAGGAAGCGCAGCACAGCGAAAGCAGCGAUCAGAAUCUUCAUAAAUCCUCGAAGGAUUUAGGCCGUGAUCUUCAUUCGAAACUGUACAACUACCAUGCGCAUGGACCGAGCACCACUGAGAAGAAGACGUCUAACAAGAGGAUGACCAGAAAGAGGCCCGCUGUUACAGUUGAACGAGAGCACAAAGAGUAA
This is a messenger RNA of Nicrophorus vespilloides, 1589 nucleotides long. Its product is annotated as putative mediator of RNA polymerase II transcription subunit 26. Lineage: Eukaryota; Metazoa; Arthropoda; Insecta; Coleoptera; Silphidae. The record is from RefSeq and is a predicted model, not a curated record. The transcript is spliced from 2 exons. Bases 63 to 1589 code for a protein of 508 amino acids.